Gymnodraco acuticeps is the source of this 4312-nucleotide messenger RNA. RefSeq names its product POU class 6 homeobox 2 (gene pou6f2). NCBI's taxonomy places the organism in Eukaryota, Metazoa, Chordata, Actinopteri, Perciformes, Bathydraconidae. The record is from RefSeq and is a predicted model, not a curated record. Bases 31 to 2058 code for a protein of 675 amino acids. The transcript is spliced from 9 exons. Gene Ontology annotation, biological process: regulation of transcription by RNA polymerase II. Gene Ontology annotation, molecular function: RNA polymerase II cis-regulatory region sequence-specific DNA binding; DNA-binding transcription factor activity, RNA polymerase II-specific.
ACCUGGGCUCCCAGCUCCCUCCAGGUCCCGAUGAUUACAGGGCAGCUGAGCAAGCCGCUGCUCUCCCUGCGCAGCGACAUGAGCGCAGCAGAACUCCGGGUGGACGACAAAGCGGCCACCCCAGACAGCGAUCUGAACGACGAGCCCCUGCUCCUGCCCUCCGAGGCCACGGACAGAGAGGGCACUCCAAACAAGCUGUACGGAGCUUGUGACGGUUCGGUCCAGUCUGACACCAGCAGCAGUCCUUCUGAGCAGAGUCAUCUGGGCCAUUCCCACCCAGCGUUCUCCAUGGGUCAACAGUCUCUCCUGGUGGCCCAGCAGCUGGCCAAUGCAGUGGGUGGCGUGAUGUCCGGGGCGGCGCAGGGCAUGAACCAGCCCAUCCUCAUCCCCUUCAACGCAGGCGGACACCUGGGGGGGCAGCAGGGCCUCGUCCUCUCUCUGCCCACUGCCAACCUCCAGAGCCUGGUGGCUGCUGCUGCUGCGGGGGGGCUCAUGACGCUCCCGCUCCAGAACCUGCAAGCUACCUCAACUCUGAACUCCCAGCUCCAACACCUGCAGCAGCUCCAGCAGAUGCAGCAGCACCACCACCACCAGCAGCAGCAGCAGCAGCAGCAGCAGCAGCAGCAGCAACAACAACAACAGCAACAGAUCCAACAGAUCCAACACCAUCACCAACAGACCCUCUCCCACAGCCACAACGCGCUGCAAUCCCAGCAUCACAUGACCCCGCCCAGCCAGCAGCAGACCUCCAUCCCUUCUCCGGGCUCCACCUGCUCCUCCACUUCUGGACACCAGCAGCACUCCCCACCCCACCGGCCCAACCACUCCCCGGCCCGCAGCCUUCCUUCGCCCGUCACCCCACCCAUGCCUCUGUCGCUGAACCCAUUGGCCAGCCAGGUGGCGGUAGCGGCGGCAGCAGCAGCCAUGGGAUCCAUGGCCGGGUCUCAAGUGUUUGGCAACGCCCUGUCAAACCUGCAAGGAGCCACCGGACAGCUGGUCACCAACGCACAAGGACAGAUAAUUGGAACAAUCCCACUGAUGCCCAACUCUGCAGGACCCUCCAGCCAAUCAGGGGGUGGCAACCCAGCACUGCAAGUACAGCCAAUUACACCUCAGCUUCUGACCAACGCUCAAGGCCAGAUCAUCGCCACGGUGAUCGGCAAUCAGAUCCUGCCUGUCAUCAACACCCAGGGAAUCACGCUGUCACCAAUCAAGCCUGGACAGCAGAUGCCUCAGGCUCAGCAGGGUCAGACAGGCCCUGUAUCGUCUCAGCCCAACCUGCUCCACAUGCCCCACAGACAGAGUCCUCUCCACCAGGCCUCUUCCUCCUCCUCCACCUCCUCCUCUUCCUCGGCUCUCAGCGUGGGGCAGCUGGUCAGCAACCCGCAGACCGCCCCCAGCGAGGUGGACGGGGUCAACCUGGAGGAGAUCCGUGAAUUCGCCAAAGCAUUCAAGAUCCGCCGCCUGUCCCUGGGCCUGACUCAGACUCAGGUGGGUCAGGCGCUGAGCGCGGCCGAGGGUCCGGCGUACAGCCAGUCUGCCAUCUGCAGACACACCAUCCUGAGAAGCCACUUUUUCCUACCACAGGAAGCCCAAGAGAACACAUUAGGUAGCAGUCUGACAGGCAAACUGAACCCUGGCCUUUUAUAUCCUGCCAGGUUUGAGAAGUUGGACAUCACCCCUAAAAGCGCCCAGAAGAUUAAGCCCGUUCUGGAGCGCUGGAUGGCCGAGGCUGAAGCCCGCCACCGGUCCGGCAUGCAGAACCUGACUGAGUUUAUCGGCAGCGAGCCUUCCAAAAAACGCAAGCGGAGGACCUCUUUCACCCCGCAGGCGCUCGAGAUCCUCAACAGCCACUUUGAGAAGAACACACACCCCUCCGGACAGGAAAUGACGGAAAUAGCCGAGAAGCUGAACUAUGACCGGGAGGUGGUGCGGGUCUGGUUCUGCAACAAGAGACAAGCUUUAAAAAACACGGUAAAGCGUUUGAAAGGUCCGGAGCUGGGCCCGGCCGGAGCCAUGGACCCGCUGUCCGACUCUCUAGAGGAGCUGCCCAAAUGAACCACAGUUUAACAGUGGAGGGGAAGAGAGGCAGCCAUUAAUAACCAGAGGGAUGAACUCAUCUUGAACCGAACAAUGUUACAGAGUCACCUGGACGGACAGUGAUGAGUUUGCAAACAAAAACUAUGUGUUGUCAGUGUGAUUACCACAGCUAUGUAAAUGACCUUGGCGAAACCAAAAACAAGAAAAAAAGAGAUUAAUAUCUGAGAAUUAUGUAAAAACAUACGGUGUGCUGUUUCAAAGAGUUUUAGAUUCUGGCCGUACAGACCAGACUAUCGCCCACAUUUUGGUUCCCACCAGGAGGGAUUUAGUAAAGAGAUCAUACCAAAUCAAAACACUAUUUACCAAAGUCUGUUGCAUCUGAGUACUAAGAAUAAUUUUGUAAUGUAAAUGUGCUCUAAAUUUCUACAUUUGUACUGGCAAAUCUAAGCUAUAUGUGUGAGGUUGGGUAUACAUUUUAUCUUUGUCUCGCUUACUUUUUUCUUCAUUGUUUGUAUGUAAAUAUCUGAAAAAAAAAAAAAAUGCUGUCAUCCAAGUGAAACCACUCUGAUAAACGUUCUCUUUUUGGACAAAAAGAAAAUGCUGUUGAACAGUUGCAUUAUGAUGUUGUUUGCCUUUGUGUUUCAUCUGCAAAUAUUUUUCAGUCACAGUGUAACUUUGUACAACUUUUACAGGUAUUUAUUAAUAAUCUCAGAGUGUUUCAGAGGACAGACAGUCAAAUAAGGACUUUCAGAUGAUGAUGAUGAAGGGUUUCAGUGUCUGUCAAGUCUGCUGUUUUGAGCUACUGUGUCAUUCUGUUGCCAAAGCCUGAUAGCCAAAGAACAUGUUAGCUCAAGGACUGGUGAAGAUUUUACCUUUUUAUUUUCUGUUUCACACGGCUUUCUAGUUUCUAGUUUAACACUACCAUCUCAAGCAGCUUUAAAAACAUCCACACAUCUGCGUCUGCAUGCUUCAUGUAGGAUUUGUCUCAGAUCAGUUUCACCUGGCAAUCCAGGAUUAACAUUACCUGCUUUUUUCUUACCUCACUGAAAAUAACAUUCUUUAUUAACAUUAUAAAGACUUUAUAAUGCCCUUAAACUAAAUGAACAUGUGUGGUUGAAGCCUGUUUGUCGCCACUGACCAAACUACUGAGCUCAUUCCAGUUCAAAUGUUUUAUAACCUCAACAACAACAAAAUGUUCCUUUGUGUUCUGCAUCGCUGUCAGCUUAGUGAAGUUUUACAAUCAACUAUUUUAAUGGGGAAAUGUUUUUUAAAUGGUUAAUUUUGACAGAUUAUGCUAAAAUGUCCCUUGAUGUGUUUAUUGUUUUUGAUUCCAGUCGAUUGUGUCUCCAAACUGUUCAUUUAACGUGUUUUUAAAUGUCAAUAUUCCCAUCCAUACAAAUAUGUCGCUCUCUCGAAAGCCCCUCACAGGAAAAGCCAAAAAAACAAACAAGAGGUGAAUGUUGAGAAUAAGUGUCACAUGUCAGAACGAGUGAACUUAAUUUGAAGCGAGGCGAAAUUUGAUGCAAUUUAUUCAGAAUCAUGUGUCUGCUCGAUAUCUGUCCCUCUAUGUCACAUUGGUUAUCUUCAGUGCUGCGUUCUUCUUCUCUGCCUGGAAAACACGCACGCAAACACACUGUCAGAAAACACAUGACAUGUUUUUAAAGAUACAAAGCAACUAUUGACUCAAGUAUUUCAACUACAUUUCCAUCUUUUGAUUGUGAUUCCACCUUUACGUUGCGUCCAUCUUCCAUUCAGGCAAGUCUUUGGCCAAGAAACUCCACAUCUGCACCCACCCACUCAAAAGAAAUCUGAGACAUUCUAUCUGCAGGUAGAAUAUGGAUCUUUUCCGAGGCUUGUCAAUAAAGCUGUAACCAAAAUAAAAAAAAGAAGUUGACUUCUCAAUGCUGGACCAAAGCUCUAUAGUUAUGCACAUUGUACAGAGAAAUAGAUUCAUGAUGUUGACAAUCUUUUAAAAAAACUGAGAUAAAAGAAUUGUACAGACGUUCAUCCAAGGUUUACCUCAGUACUGUUCUUGUGAGAAUCAUACAAACGCCAUGAAGCAUCAGCAGGUCAGAAAAGACAGACUCUGCACUGUGUGUGUCGAUGUUCACCUCCAACGUGUUUUAUUUAUUUAUUAUUAUGUGACACAUGAUUGUUUUAUUUUUGUGAAGUGGUUUCCUGAGCCACACGUGACUCUCCGUUAUUUCUUUUCUAUCUUAUUUGCAUUAUGUUUCAUUUGUUGUGCCGUCCCCUCUCAGUCCCCACAGACCUG